Messenger RNA from Leptopilina heterotoma, 4103 nucleotides. RefSeq names its product ARF GTPase-activating protein GIT1-like (gene Git). Gene Ontology annotation, molecular function: protein binding; GTPase activator activity. NCBI's taxonomy places the organism in Eukaryota, Metazoa, Arthropoda, Insecta, Hymenoptera, Figitidae. The record is from RefSeq and is a predicted model, not a curated record. The transcript has 13 exons. The coding region runs from base 316 to 2340 and encodes 674 amino acids. Gene Ontology annotation, biological process: brain development; regulation of ARF protein signal transduction.
AAAGACAGAUGAUUUUACUAUUGUUCUUUUUUCUAAAUGACUAAAUAUAAUAUAUAACACAUUUGGUUGCAGGUAUAAGCAAGAAAAAGUAAACAGUUAUUAAUAAAUAUUAAAGUUAAAAUGCUGUCACGCUUAUUUAUACAGUACUCAAUUAAGAAGUCAUUGUAAAAUACGUGUAAACUAAUGGACAUUUUUCAAACAUGAAUCACCAAAAGACAAUUUAGCCAUAACUAAUAAACUAUAAUUUUCUGUUAUUUUUGGUGAUUGUAAACAUUUAAGGUAUACGAAAAGUUAUAUUUAGAAGUGCAGGUUAAAAUGGCCCGUCUUAAACAUAGAGUGGAUUUAUGUGCUGAUUGUGGGGCUCUUGAACCAAGCUGGGUGUCUUUAAAUAGAGCAAUUUUGUUGUGUGACGAAUGUUGUAGCAUUCAUCGCAGCUUAGGACGUCAUAUUUCCCACAUUAAGUUUCUUCAUAAAGGACCAUGGAAUUCUUCUAUGUUAAGCAUGGUACGGACAUUACAUGAAAGCGGAGCUAAUAACAUUUGGGAACAUUCUCUUUUGGAUCCCAAUAAUUCGAAGACCAGUAGAAGAAAACCACAAUCUAAAGAUCUGUUGCAUCCUAUUAAAGAAGAUUUUAUUCGAGCUAAGCAUCAACAACUGGCCUUUAUUUUGCGUCCAAGUAAAGAAGAAUUUUGUACAGAGGAAGAAAUCUGUAGACAAUUGCACAGUAGCGUACGAACUACAAAUCUUGAGACAUCUUUACGUUUACUGGCACAGGGUGCAGACCCCAACUACUUUUAUAAGGAAAAAGGAACCACACCAUUACAUGUAGCAGCUCGCGCAGGACAAUCCUUGCAAUUAGAACUUCUUAUAGCUAAUGGAGGAAAUCCCAGUUUAGUAGAUUCAAAUGGCUAUACUUCUGCUGAAAUUGCUAAAAUGGCAGGACAUUUGGAAUUAUCUGAAAGACUUGUAGAAACUAUGUAUGAAGUGACCGAUAAACUGAGCUUCUUCUUGUGCGGACAGAAACCCAACCAUAAGGCAGGACAACAUUUAAUCAUUCCAGAAUGGUCUGGAGAGUCAGAUCGUAGUGAAUUUUCUUUGGAGGCACGAAACAAACUACAAAUGCUGCCUAAUCAUUUGUUAGAGGAGUUAGUAAUGGACGUUUACGAUGAAGUUGAUCGUAGAGAGACAGACUCAGUUUGGCUAUCAGUCGCCUCCCUUCCGGACAGAUGUGCAGUUCCAUUCUUACCUGUGAAUCCACGCCUUUCUUCAACUAGAAAUCAAGGAAGACAAAAAUUGGCACGUUUUACACCAAAAGAAUUUGCCACACUUAUAUAUGAUUUACUCAUCGAAGCUGGCCAUCGACAUAAAUUAGCUUGCCAAACUCCACUUCAAGAUCCUAUGGUAUCAGCCCUUCGCAGAGAGCAAUCCGGAAAAUUUGGUUCUCAAGCGUCAGAUGAUGAGCCUCUAUACGACAGUGUCGCAUCUGACGAUGACUAUACGAUUUUCUCUUCUGAUAACAUGACACGACUAUCUAGUGCACCUUUUUUAGAUAACAAGAAAUCUAUGACUCCAAUAGCUAAAGGUUUGCCUUCAGCAGUGGAAGUUCUUAGAAAGCAGUUGACACUUUCUGAAGCAACAAUAAAAGAUCUACGAGAAGAAGUGCGUUCAUUGCAAAAUACUGUUGAGCGCAUUUCUGUAGAAAAUCGAGAAUUGAAAACUAUGAUGCAGCCUAAACCUUCUGACGUAGUCAUAAAUGGACACACAGAAAGUGAAGAAAUAUCAGAAUUAGUGCCUUCGCUUGAUAUUAAAACUGCCGGAGUUCGCGCAAAUCAACGACCUUUUUCAAUGUAUGAAACUAGAGAAGGGUUGCGUAUGCCAUCAGCAUGGAGUACAAACAUGAGUCAGACGAAGGGAGAAAUAGAUUCAAUUGCACGACCAUGUACAACUCCGAGUUUCUGGGAUUACAGUGGAACAAGUAGACCUCCUCGAGAAGAAGUUACCAGGCGAACAGGCCAAGUAACUAAACGAAUUCAAGAAUUGUGGAUGGCUAUGCAAGAUCCCAAUCGCAGAGAAACUUUUGUACCUUGUGCAGAAAGAAUCCGAGUUGCUGUUGCUGAGCUUACAGCAAUAUUCCCUCAAAAUCCAGUUGAGGAAAAUGUACGAGCUGCUUUACGACAGUUAAGCGGCAAUACAGGUCGCCUACAAGCCGAAUGCGCUGGUCUUCAACGAUGUACGAGCGAUCCCGAUCACAUGGAUCGUUGUUUACAACAAGUUCGUUCAUGUGCUUAUGAUAUUGCCAAAGCUACUAAACUUCUUGUCACUCAAUUUCAAAAUUCUUAAUUUCAAAGAUAAACAGUAUCAAGUACCAUAGCUACUAAUAAUUGUAUUAAUUAAUUGAUAUUAAGGUAAUUUCUCUGAGGUGCAGCAUUUUGAGAAUACAUUAAACUUGUUAAUGUAAGUGACGUACUUCUUGUCUGUUGCGAUAAUACAAACAUUGAAAAAGCACCUUAGAUUUACCUUUUAUUGUGAUGUAAGUAUACGCUUAUACGUGUACAGUCUUUGAGAGGUUUACUGACCGAAGAUGUAGUACUCACUAAGUCGAUAAAAGUAUUUCAAAGCAGAUUUAGGUAAAUUUAACAAAAACCCUUUUUUCUGACGUGGUAAUUAAAAUUUUGCUUGUUUAAUUUUGGUUGCAUAAAUCAAUUAACAAUUAAUUACACGGAUAAAAACAUUUUUACUGUUCUUCGUACGAUUAAAAUUUAACAAGUUACAUUUUUUUGAACAAUGCAUGUUUUAAAAUGUCAAGGAGAGCGUGAUUUCUUUUUUUAAUGCAAUUUGAAGCUCUCUAAAAAUUUUUUAAGAUUCGUAAUCAGCGACCCCAAAAACCAUCAAUCCCGAAUUUUAUUAAAAUUCAAACGUAAUGCGUAAUUACUUUUUUCAAAAAAUACUCAAAUUUGUUAGCAUUUUUAACGUGCAUUUUUUAAAAUUAGUAAUACUAUUGUAUUACAUGUAAUGUUUAAUGCACUUUAUUUUUAAUUUUAAUCCUAUAUUCAAUCUUCUUGUUACCUCUCAGUGAAUCGUGAAGACUGAAUAUUCAUUAUUAUCGUUUAUUAAUAAACAAAUAUUAACUUUAAAAUAAGUAAAUAAUUAAAACAAUUAACGAAUGAUUGUUUCGAUUGUAUUGUUAACAACACAUGUACAGAUAUAUUAUGGAUAUUAAAAAUCAUUGUAACGAAGCAGAAUUUAUAUUUUUGAAUUUAUACUUUUCUGAAAUGAGAUACAUGCGACUGAAUUCGUUGUUAUGAAAUUGUUGAAUCUAUAGUUCUCUUUAAUUUAUGUUACUUGAUCUUAUUAAUUCAUUUUUAAUGUAAUUUUUAAUAUACUUUGAGCAUACAGUAGACACGGGCCAAAUUUAAUUUAAGAUAAAUGAAAUAUAAGAUGGUAUUGUUUUUUUCUCUAGAAAAAUAUAAAACAAGAUUAUUAGCGCAUUAUUACAAUUUCAUUAGAAAUUUAUUAGGCUCAAUGAUUUAUAAUUGAAUGUACAAUAAAUUUUUUGAUGGUCGUCUAUCAGUAUGGGUUCAAAAUUUAACUUUGAAACAUAUUAUUUCGAAAAUUUGCUCUACGUUUAGGGCAACAAAAUCGAACAAAAUCAAAUCUAUAUUAUAUAAGAAAUGCAUAAAAUAUUAUUAUGUACCUAACUAACUUUGUAUGUAAGGUUGAGUCCACAAUAGACAGCGUUAAGGAGAUUGAGCUACUUAAGACCAUCGAUAAUCUACUUAAGACCAUUGAUAUCAAUGGUGUUAAGUAGCUCAAUCUCCUUAACGCUGUCUAUUGUGGACUCAACCUCAAAUUAUAUUAAUAAGAAUAUUAAUAAUGUAAAAAAUUCGUAAAUUUGAAUAUUGUAUAUGAAAAAUAAAAUUAUUAACCAAGAAUUUGUAAUUCUACGUAAUAUUAUCACUUGAAUUAUAUGCUAGUUUGUAAUGAAUAUGUAAAAAUGUUGAGAAUUUCACUGGUUUGUAAAAAAUUGACCAAUCGGCUACAAGUACCAGAAUAAAUAAUCAUGUCGAUUUUGGUGUGAUGAAAAUAAAACUUUAACAUUACAA